AUGGCUACUGUAGUACCCCCACCAUCCAAGAAACAGAGGAGAGAGGCGCAGCAAGUGCGUGACGUGCAACUCAUCCCCGAUGAUGUGCCCAAUGUAUUGAUCAAAUUCCAAGCUUCAGACACUGGUGAAACCGUUGGGGGAUCUCUUAGAGUGCCUGGUGGUAUCACGGAAAAGCAAUUGGAAGAGCUUUUGAAUGAAUUACGUGGAGAAAAGGAUGAACCUGUGCCGUAUACUUUCGCCCUCAUGGGUGAAAACGAUCAAUUGGGAGUUGAUAUCAAGGACAAUCUUUACACAUCGGUACUUCAACCAGGUAUUCGUACCACUGAAGACUUCAUGACCUUGGUGUAUACUCCCCGUGCCGUGUUUAAAGUGAGGCCAAUCACCAGACUGAAUGCCGCCAUUGCCGGUCAUGGACUGACGAUUUUGUGCUGUGAGUUUGCCCCCAACGACUCCGGAAGAAUGUGUAGUGGUGCUGGAGACCUGACAGCCCGGAUCUGGGAUUGUAACACACAAACCCCCAUGGUGACGUUGCUGGGCCACUCCAACUGGGUGUUGUGUGUCAGCUACUCCCCAUGUGGCCGUGUGAUCGCCACGGGUAGUAUGGACAACACUGUGAGGUUAUGGGACGCCGAACUGGGUAAACCUUUGGGUAGUGCUCUUCUGGGUCAUACCAAAUGGAUUUCCAGUUUGGCCUGGGAACCACUUCAUCUCAUCGCUGAUGAUCAAACUUAUCCACGUCUUGCCUCUGCUUCGAAAGAUGGUACAGUGAAAGUGUGGGACACCGCUCGUCGUACUUGUCUUUACACCAUGUCUGGCCACACCAAUGCCGUCUCAUGUAUCAAAUGGUCUGGACAAAACAUCAUCUAUUCCGGAUCCCACGACAAGACCAUCAAGGCCUGGGACAUCACUGCCGGCGGUAAGUGUAUUCAAACCCUCAAGGCCCAUGCCCAUUGGGUUAACCACAUCAGUUUGCUGACUGAUUACACAUUACGUAGAGGUUGUUAUGACCAUGCCAGUACUAAGAAGGAUGCCAAGCAAUUACUGGUCCCACAGAUGAAGGCCAAGGCCUUGGAACUUUAUGAAAAGGCCGUCAAGCUUGGUGGUAAUGUUCUGGAAAGAAUGGUGACUGCCAGUGAUGAUUUCACCAUGUACUUCUGGGAACCACUCAAGUCUGGAAAGCCAGUGUGUAGAAUGUCUGGUCAUCAAAAGUUGGUCAAUCAUGUUCUGUUUCUGCCAGAUGGCCGUCACGUAGUGUCGUCCUCGUUUGACAACUCUGUCAAGGUAUGGGAUGGUCUUAGAGGAACUUUUAUUGGGACUCUUCGUGGACACGUUGCUCCCGUUUACAAGACCGCAUGGCUGGCGGAUAACAGACUUCUUGUCAGUUGUCUGAAGGACACCACCUUGAAGGUCUGGGACAUCAGAACCAGAAAGCUCAGUGUCGACUUGCCGGGCCAUGCCGACGAGGUUUAUGCUGUUGAUUGGAGUACUGACGGGAAGAAGGUUGCCAGUGGUGGUAAGGAUAAAAUGAUUAGAUUAUGGUCGAAUUAG
This is a messenger RNA of [Candida] anglica, 1548 nucleotides long. Lineage: Eukaryota; Fungi; Ascomycota; Pichiomycetes; Serinales; Debaryomycetaceae. The record is from the annotation of a GenBank genome assembly.